Messenger RNA from Ostreococcus lucimarinus CCE9901, 330 nucleotides. RefSeq lists its product with no specific name. NCBI's taxonomy places the organism in Eukaryota, Viridiplantae, Chlorophyta, Mamiellophyceae, Mamiellales, Bathycoccaceae. The record is from RefSeq and is a predicted model, not a curated record. The transcript has a single exon. The annotation marks the transcript as partial. Gene Ontology annotation, molecular function: calcium-dependent protein serine/threonine phosphatase regulator activity; calcium ion binding.
AUGCUGAAAAAAAUUCGAAAGCAGUUUGUAAAGUUCGACAUCGAUAGAUCGGGGACGAUCGACCGCGAGGAGCUGUGCGCGGUCGUCGGUAUCGACCGUCGGAGCCUUUGGACGCGAAAGCUGCUGGACUUUUUCGACACGGAUGGCGAUGCCCAAGUGAGCUUUGAAGAGUUCAUUUCCACACUCGGGAUACUCGGCGCGCGAGUGGACAAGUACGCGAGUGGACACGGGCGAGGACACAGAAUUCCGAAAGAGGUGUUUUUCAUAGUCGCUCUUUUGGAUCUCGAUGGCGAUGGUGAGUUGAACCGCGGGGAGUUAGCGCCGGUGCUU